CCCAUAUCCGUAAACUCAGAAACACCCGACCCACCCAUUUUACCGCCUUCAAAGUAGAGAUCUGUUAAACACUCCUGGUGGCGUGUUGGCUUCCACCAUCACUCUCCUCUGUCUCUGCGAGUUUCAAAAGCGGUAAAAAUGACUACCGCCAUGGGACCUCCACCCCCAAGAAACCCCAAUCCACAAUCAUCCUCUACUGGCGCCGCUACCACAGAACCGGAACCUAAAAUCCUCGACACACCUCAAAACUCUUCCACAACAACAAUGAAAAUCGCCAUGGGCCCACCUCCACCGCCGGCCCCAAAAAACUCUGACAUUCCCGAACCGGAAACUGUCGAAAAAACAGAAUCGAAUUCGCUCAAUUCCGAUACGACGCAACUCAAGGAACAAAUCGCGAAGCAGUCCUCGGUGCCUUACACCAUUCCUGAAUGGAGUGGGCCUCCUUGCCAUAAGUUUUACCUUGAAGUUCUCAAAGAUGGUUCCAUUGUUGAUCAAUUGGACAUUUGCGAGAAAGGGGCUUAUAUGUUUGGGCGUGUAGAUCUCUGUGACUUUGUUCUUGAGCACCCAACCGUUUCUCGCUUUCACGCCGUUCUACAGUUCAAAAGAAGUGGAGAUGCCUACCUUUAUGACAUUAACAGCACGCAUGGUACUUUUGUUAACAAGUGCCAGGUUGAGAAAAGAGUUUAUGUGGAAUUGCAUGUUGGUGAUGUCAUUCGGUUUGGCCAUUCCUCUCGAUUAUACAUUUUUCAAGGACCACCUGAAUUGAUGCCACCGGAAAAAGACUUGAACAUUGUCAGAGAGGCUAAGAUCCGUCAGGAGAUGCUUGAUCGGGAAGCUUCACUGCGACGAGCAAGAGCAGAAGCAUCUCUUGCUGAUGGUAUCUUAUGGGGCAUGGGAGAGGAUGCUAUUGAAGAAGAUGAGGAUGAUGGAGAUGAAGUCACUUGGCAAACCUACAAAGGACAACUUACAGAGAAGCAAGAGAAAACCCGUGAUAAAAUAAUCAAACGAAAUGAAAAGAUUGCUCAUAUGAAGAAAGAAAUAGAUGCUAUUCGUGCUAAAGACAUUGCUCAAGGUGGGUUGACACAGGGGCAGCAAACUCAAAUUGCUCGUAAUGAACAAAGAAUGACACAGAUCCUGGAAGAACUGGAAAACUUGGAAGAGACAUUAAAUGAAAGUAUCAGAGAAAGUAUUGGUGCACGUGCUGGAAGAAGAUCUGGUGGUAUGAGAAAGGGAACAGCAGAAGAUGAUGAAGAGUUGUCAAGUGACGAUGAUGAAUUCUAUGACCGGACAAAGAAGCCUUCAAUGCAAAAGGCGAGUGCAAAUCAAUCAGUUGAAACUGCUGAUACUCUUCUUGACAAGAGAGAUUCCAUCCUGAAGGAAAUGGAAAAGAAAAAGCAGCUGCUUUUGAUUGAGAAAAAUAAAAUAUCAUCUGAAACUUUGGAAGAAACUGAAGCUGGUGACGCUCUUGAUGCUUACAUGUCAGGGGUGUCAUCACAACUAGUGCUUGAUAUGGAGAAAAAGUUGUCUGCUCUCCAAUCUGAACUGGAUAGGGUCUUCUUCCUAUUGAAAAUUGCUGAUCCAUCAGGAGCAGCAGCUAAGAAAAGGGAUUCAAGAGUGGAAGAAGUGAAUUCUGAUAAAUGUAAAGCUGAAGUACCUUCUGCUACUACUAAAAAGCAACCUGCUGCAGAACCAAAGAAAAGCAGUGGGAUGGGAGAACCCAUAGCUGCCUCUUUGAUGAAAGAGAAAACUCCAGAUUCCAGGGUUGGUGCCAAAGAAUCAGAAAAGAAGCCAGAACCUGACAAGAUUGCCAUCAAUGCACCUGAUGUUAAACCUGCUGUUUAUACUGUUGUGAAGCCUCAAUGGCUUGGUGCAGUCAAUGAUACAGAAAUGAAAGAGAUCAAACAAGAAGUAUUGAAUAUAGAUGACUCUGACGAGUUUGUUGAUUACAAAGACAGGCAAAAAAUCCUGAUAAAUUCUGAUGGUGCACAAGGCAAGGACGAUUCUGACCUUGAAAGUGCUGCUCCUGGUCUGAUAAUAAGGAAGCGGAAAGAAACUGAGGAACCUGGAGACGAUGGUAAAAAGGCUACUGCUGAACAGUCCAUAACAUCCUCUAUGGAAGCUGAGCUUACAGCAGAAGAUGCUGUAGCAUUGUUACUGAAGCAUAAAAGAGGGUAUCAUGCAGAAGAUGAGGGAGGUGGACAUCAAAGCCAAGAGAGAGGCAGAAGUCAACAUAAUAAAGAUAGAAAAAAGCAAAAAAGAGUACUUGGUCCUGAGAAACCAUCAUUUCUCAACAGCAAUUCAGAUUAUGAUUCCUGGGUGCCUCCUGAAGGACAAUCCGGUGAUGGGCGAACUUCUCUGAACGAUCGAUAUGGAUACUAAGUGGACAUGCUUGGCUUUUCGUGAUAUUUGUCCAUGAACGUGAUCUAUCAUGGCGAACAUGUUUUAGGAGGAAAAGGCGACACUAUGCUCUUCUUUGUGAUGUCAGUUAUCUGUUCAAAUCAGAAGCAUCCAGCAAAGUAAUGUGAUUUUGUUCAGCACUCAACAAGGCAAAUAUAGAGAGGUGGCUGAAAGUUGCUUAAUGUCAUCAUUGAUCUGAUUGAAUUUGGUGACACUAUUUCAAAGCUCUAGGUCGGAUACAUACAUCAGGGAUUAUUUCUUGAAGGAUAUGGUUCCGAGAUAUAUACCUCUUUGUAUUUGAUCUUGUCAUGAAGCAUUUUUAUAUACUCCGGUGCAGAAUCAAACCAUUGUACUGACUGAUACUCAAGUCUCAAUAAAAAGAUCUCUCCACUGUACAUGAAGCCCAGAUUCUGAAACUGUAUGCCCUGUUUCCUUUCACUGUCCAGGUAAUAAUAUCCAUGCAUCAAAUAGGUAGGGACUACUACAGUAUGUAACCCAGCGGGGAAAUCUCUACCUGCAAAUUUCUGCUGAGGGAUGAAAUGCCGGAAUGGAAUUUAGGUUAUCUCAUUGACAAUUUAUCACUUUCAAUAUUAUUCACUUCAAACAUUAGCUAACAAUGCACAGAAGUGAAUAAAUCACACUCGCAUGCUGUAUCUAUGUUUACUUGUAGACAAAAGUUUGUAUUUAUAUAUGUAUUAUUCUCUAAUAUUUUAGAAUUAGCAAUUUUGAUACCUAUUUUAAGUA
This is a messenger RNA of Jatropha curcas, 3141 nucleotides long. RefSeq names its product SMAD/FHA domain-containing protein. Gene Ontology annotation, molecular function: protein binding. The record is from RefSeq and is a predicted model, not a curated record. Lineage: Eukaryota; Viridiplantae; Streptophyta; Magnoliopsida; Malpighiales; Euphorbiaceae.